UUCUUUUUAUUUAGAGCCAAUGGAAAUGUGAGCUUCUUCCUACAUGUACUUGCAGCAGCUAUGGGUAUGUAGCACACUGCCAUCAGCUUACAACAGCAAAAACUUUCCGACUCCGUCGUGAUAGCUAGCAAUGGCUGUUGCAUCUUCAACUCCAGAGACCCAUGCGCUCCCUCACAUCGCCAUCUUCCCGUUCCUGGCCAAGGGCCACACGAUCCCGAUGAUCCACCUCGCCCACUACCUCCACCGCCACGGCCUCGCCGCCGUCACCUUCUUCACCACGCCCGGCAACGCCGCCUUUCUCCGGGAGGGGCUGUCCGGCGCGGACGCCGCCGUCGUCGAGCUCACCUUUCCGGCCGACGUCCCCGGCAUCCCGCCGGGCGUCGAGAGCGCCGAGGGCCUCACGUGCCUGGCCUCCUUCGCUGUCUUCGCCGACGCCACGUCUCUGCUCCGGCCACAGCUCGAGGCGUCCCUAGCUGAGAUGCAGCCGCCGGCCAGCCUCCUCGUCACCGACCCGUUCCUGUACUGGACGAAGGCGUCCGCGGAUAGGCUCGGCGUCCCCAAGGUGUCCUUCUUCGGCAUCUCGGCGUUCGCGCACGUCAUGCGAGAGGUGCGCGUGCGCCACGACCCGUGCGCGACGCUGAAGCACGACGACGUCGACGCGGAUGGCAACCCGGCCACCUUCACGGUGCCGGAGUUCCCGCACAUAAAGCUCACCUUCGAGGACUUCAUGGCGCCCUUCGGCGACCCGGCCUCCAUAGCGCCCAUGCUGGAGCUCGACGGUAAGCUGGGCAAGGCCAUAGAGGAAAGUCAAGGGCUGAUCAUCAACACCUUCCACGGCCUGGAGUCUCCAUACGUUGACUUCUGGAACCAGCAUGUGGGCCCCAAGGCCUGGCCCGUCGGGCCCCUCUGCCUUGCCCAACCAGCAACUGCGCCGCCCAAGGCCCGGCCCUCUUGGAUGGAGUGGCUCGACAACAAGGCGGCCGAUGGCAGGGCGGUGCUGUAUGUUGCUCUCGGGACGCUGGCAGCGAUCCCGCAGUCGCAGUUGAAGGCGGUCGCGGAUGGGCUAGAGCGGGCUGAGGUGGACUUCAUAUGGGCUGUUAGGCCCAAGAACAUUGACCUUGGUUCCGGUUUCGAAGAGCGCACAAAGGGCAGAGGCUUGGUGGUGAGGGAGUGGGUGGACCAGUUGGAGAUCUUGAAGCAUGAAACUGUGCGAGGGUUCUUGAGCCAUUGCGGGUGGAACUCGGUACUUGAGAGUGUUGCAGCCGGUGUGCCGCUAGCGGUUUGGCCUAUGCAUGCUGAUCAACCUUUCAAUGCGAAGUUCGUAGUUGAUGAGUUGAAGAUCGCGGUGAGAGUUCAGACAAGCGAUAGAACUAUCAGGGGUUUGGUCACAAGCGAGGAGGUUUCGAAGGUGGUGAGGGUGCUCAUGCUAGGUGAGGAAGAGGUGGAGGCAGCGAAGAACGUGGCGGAGCUAUCGGCCUGUGCUAAGGAAGCCAUGGAAGAGGGAGGACCAUCAUGGAAAGCACUGAAAGACAUGAUCACUGAGUUGUGCGUGAAGAAGGUGAAUGUGAGUUUAGAGGAGAGCCAGGACGAGAGGGUGGAUGUUUAGCGUGCGUUUUGAAGUUCUUUUGUUGCUUGUAAUCAUCUUUAGAAAUAAUAAUUGGGUGGUGUGCAACAUGCAUCUUGAACUAUGAACUCUGAAUAAAAUAACUGCUCUCUGCAUGUCAA
Molecule: messenger RNA, 1725 nt
Organism: Panicum hallii
Lineage: Eukaryota; Viridiplantae; Streptophyta; Magnoliopsida; Poales; Poaceae
Product: UDP-glycosyltransferase 90A1-like
Exons: 1
Coding region: 131-1606 (491 amino acids)
Molecular function (GO): UDP-glycosyltransferase activity
Source: RefSeq, a predicted model, not a curated record